Molecule: messenger RNA, 1599 nt
Organism: Medicago truncatula (barrel medic)
Lineage: Eukaryota; Viridiplantae; Streptophyta; Magnoliopsida; Fabales; Fabaceae
Product: D-cysteine desulfhydrase 2, mitochondrial
Exons: 7
Coding region: 56-1336 (426 amino acids)
Molecular function (GO): D-cysteine desulfhydrase activity
Source: RefSeq, a predicted model, not a curated record
AAUAAUAAAUAAAUUCAAAUAAUACCACCAUUAUCCAUUUAAUUGCACAUGUAAAAUGAGAAACGCGAUUCGUUCAAGCGCUUUUCAGGUAAUUUUAAAACCAAAACUCCUAAGUGAGGAGUCUAUGGAAAAGUUACUCAACAGAACAUGGACAUUGCCAAACCCUGAAACUAAAAUUCAUCAAGUUAUUCAUCAACAUGGAUUGGGAGCUCGUAAUUUUCUAUUGAACACAAAUCCAGAUUUUCGUAAUGGCAAUGUUGAAAUUGAUAAACAAAGGAAAAGCUUUUAUUUGGUGCGCGAUGAUUUGUUGCACCCGGUGAUUAAUGGUAAUAAAGCAAGAAAAUUGGAUGGAUUACUUCCCUUGCUUCAUGAUUAUUCAGUCACUGAUGUGGUUACUUGUGGAGGUUGUCAGAGUGCUCACACAGCUGCUAUCGCUGUUCUGUGUGCUGAGAGAGGAAUUGUGUCACAUUUGCUUCUACGAGGAGAGCAGCCUGAAAUCUUAACUGGCUAUAACUUGAUGUCUACAAUAUACGGAAAUGUCACAUAUGUUCCAAGAAAUGUUUACGCCAACAGGGAAGAAAUGCUAAAGAACUAUGCCGAGUCAGUGGCCGGAAACAGCGGUUCUGUUCUAUGGUUCAGUGAUAUCAUUCAAGCUUCUUCAACAAACGAAUUGUCUACUUCAAAUUUUAUGCAAACGGAUGCUAGUCGAAGUGAGGGAAACCAUCUUCAAAAGAUUUUAAUUGUCAAUGAAGGGGCUGGUGAUUCUGUUGCUCUAUUAGGUAUUAUUCGGUUAGUGCAAUACUUGUCACAGAAUCAUUUACUUGGGAAACAAAGGGCCAUGAAGUUUGUUGUGGAUGCUGGUACUGGCACAACAGCAGUUGGUAUAGGACUUGCAGCGCUUUGCUUAGGACUCCCAUGGGAGGUAUAUGCAGUCAUGCUGGCUGAUAAAAUUGAUGGGUACCGAAAACAGGAAAAGCGCUUGAUUUCUGAAUUCAAUAAGCAUUUUAAUGUUGAGUUCAUUGACCACGAUGUAAACAAAGAUGAUGGGAUUGUGCACUGGGUGGAACGUGACCAUCCAAGAAAAUUUGGCAAUAUUUUGGAUGGGGAAAUGGUAGUAUGUCAGCAAAUUGCCCAGCAAACUGGUAUUCUAGUGGAUCCUGUCUACACAUUAGCUGCUUGGGAAGCGGCAAUGCUUCUUUCUAGCGAAGAGAAUGAAGGAAGAGCAGAAGUUGUGAUGCUUCACACUGGAGGCACAUUGGGCUUGUUUGGGUUGGCACAGAGGUACAAAAAUUAUUUUGGCAUGCUCAAAAAUGAUUCAAUCAUUGUUAGAAAAUGAUGUUUUAAUUUUCUUUACCCAAAUAGUGUAAUUUCUUUUGGAAUUUACAGUUUUGGGUUAUUUUUUUAUGGGAAAUGUUAACUAGUGCCCCCGGGGCACUGGUUAAGUCGUGGCUGUGAUCCACACCAUUCCUUUUGUUUUUUAUUUAUUUUUGACAAAGUUGUGGAUACAUUCCACAACUUACUUUUAUUUAUUUACUUAUUUAUUGUAGAUACAUUCAUGACUUUGUAGUAUUUAGUAUCCACGACUUCACUUAUUUUAAA